AUGCGUCUUCGUAUUAAAUUAUCCCCAACUUUAUCUUCUCACACAGAAGCUGUAAAUGGUGUUGAUUGGUUAAAUACAGAUGAGGGCAUAACUAUAUCAGAUGAUCAUUUAAUUAAACUUUGGAUUAUGGACAAAAUGGAAUCAAUGGAUUUGUCUAUAGUUAAUGUUAAAGAAAAGAUUUUUCCAACUUCUCUUCAAUUAUCUAAUCAUUCUUUACGUGAAACGACCUCUAAACAAACAAACAAUCCUUUAAAAUCAUCAAACACAAAAAUAUCAACUUCAAAAAAUUUUUCUGAAAUAUUUUUGGUUACAACCUCUGAUGGAAAAAUUUAUUUAUUAAAUUUAAAUGGAAAAUUAGAAAAAAUAGUUGAUGCCCAUCAUGGAGCUACAAUUAAGGCCCGUUGGAAUAAUUCAGAACCUGGGGGUGCUGGGGGGUUUGCAAGUUGUGGAGAGGAUGGUUGUGUAAAAAUUUGGUCUAAAAAUGGAAUGCUUCGUUCUGUUCUUGCACAAAUAGGAAAACCGAUAUAUUCCCUUGAUUGGAAUGGAGAUUGUAGCAAAUUAGUAUAUUGUGCUGGAGAUGAAUGUUUUAUUAAGCAAUUGAAUGUACAGAGUUCACCCAUCAAAUGGAGAGCACAUACCGGACUUGUUACUUGUUUAGGUUGGAGUGCAGUUAAUGAUCAGAUUCUGACCGGCGGAGAGGAUUGUCGAUAUAGGCUAUGGAAUGGACAAGGCCGUCCUUUAUGGUCAUCUGCUGCUUAUGCUUUCCCAAUAUCCUCUGUAGCUUGGAGUCAUAAUGGUACAAUGUUUGCUGUUGGAUCUUUUAAUUUAUUGAGACUUUGUGAUAAAUCUGGGUGGUCACAUUCAAUGGAAAGGCCGAAUUGUGGAUCAAUUAAUUGUUUAAGUUGGUCACCUGAUUGUUUACAAUUAAUUGGUGGUUCUGCUAAUGGACAAUUAUUACAUGCACAUAUUGUUGAAAAACGUUUAAUAUGGGAACAACUUGAAGCUAUACAAAUAAAUAGAAGAACAAUAAACAUUCGUGAUUUAAGUUCUGAAGUUGUUCGAGAACGUUUAGAAACAAAAGACAGAAUUAUAAAAAUGGAGAUUGGAUUUAAUUAUUUAAUUGUUGCUACAUCUAAACAAUUAUAUAUUUUUAGGUAUUUUUAUAAAAAUUAUACAAAGGUAUUUUGUAAUUUUAGUGCUAAAAAUUGGAAUACUCCAAUUGUUAAUGAUCUUCGUGAAGGUUCUGGAUUAGUUUCCUUGAUUCGUUUAUGUGAAAAAUGUUUUUUACUUGUUGAUUCUUCAUCUGUACAAGUUCUAAAUUAUGAAGGCAAAUCAAUUUGUAAUAUAAAAAUUUCUUCUUUUGGAGAACCAUUUAAUGAACAAACAGCAGCAAUAGCUAAUGAUUUAGUUGUUUUGAGAGAUAAAACCCAACAUUCAUUAAUUCAUUUAUUUGACCCUCAAAAUGGAAGAGUUGCUGGUGAUGGGGAAAUAAAACAUUUAUCAAAUAUUGUUGAAUUAUGUGUUAAUCAAUGUGGAGGUAUUGUUGAUAGAAGAAUAAUAUUUUUAGAUAUAAAUGGAGAUUGUUUUAUUGCUUUAGUAAAUCGCUAUGGAGCACCUGAAAGGAUUCAGAAAAUUGGUGGUUUUAUUGGAAAUAUAAUAACAAUUAGGAGGGCAGAUGGAAGUUUAUUUAUUUAUUAUAUUCCUCCACUUAUUACAGCUUUAAUUAAUUCCACUCAACACCACCAAUGGGAAAAAGCUAUGAGGAUUUGUAAUUCUGCUAAAGAGGAAUUUCUUUGGGCAACACUAGCAGGAUUAGCACUUGCAGAAAAGUCAUUUACAAUUGCUGAAAUAUGUUAUGGACAAUUAAAAGAAGUUUGUAUAGCAGAAAAAUUACUUUCUUUGGCUGAACUACGUUCCCAACCGAAUCCUCAAUUGAGGUCUUUUCAAAUAGCUUUAUUUGGUGGUCGAUUACGGGAAGCUGAGUCGGCAUUACUUAAAUCUGGGCAUUUCUUUCGCGCAAUUAUGUUAAAUUUAAGUGUUUUUAGAUUUGAAAGGGCUUUGGAAUUGGCUUUAAAUUCUUCAGAAAGACAAACCAAUGGAAAUAAAGAACAUCUCGAUACUGUUAUUGGAUAUCGUCAGCGUUACUUGGACCUUUUGGGCCAUUCAGAAACUAAUUCAAAAUUUUUAAAAUAUUUAUCUCAAGUAGAGGUAGAUUGGCCACAUAUUUUUGAAAAAAUCCGGGAGGAUAAUGCUAAGGAUCAAAGACAAUGGGCAGCAACAACAACUGGAGGGACUUUGGGGAUUCCAAAUUAA
Messenger RNA from Meloidogyne enterolobii, 2313 nucleotides. NCBI's taxonomy places the organism in Eukaryota, Metazoa, Nematoda, Chromadorea, Rhabditida, Meloidogynidae. The record is from the annotation of a GenBank genome assembly.